UCUGGUCUCUCUUCUCUCCCAGCGACAAGAAGAUGUUUGCAACAAUGCUGAAGAUAUUUCCAAUUCUAGCCAUCCUGACAGGCCCUGUCAGCGGUGUUGUGGUGACCGUCCCUGAGAAGACAGUGAAUGUCACUACAGGUGGAAACGCAACCCUCCUCUGUACAUACACGAGUCCUGGACUGCUGGGAAAUUUCUUUAUUCAGUGGAGCUUUUACAGCGCCAAAGAGAGACAACUGCUUACCAUCUAUUAUUAUACAGGAGGCCAGUCUUACUCCUAUGGAGAAUUUAAGAACAGGAUAACAGCUGCAACAGGUCCAGGAAAUGCAUCAAUAACAAUCUCCGACAUGCGGCCCUCAGAUACUGGUUCCUACACCUGUGAAGUUUUCAGCCCAGAGGCUGACGUUGGACAGAGUCAAAAAUCUGUGAUUGUCCGUGUGCUGGUCAAACCAUCAAAACCCUUCUGCAAAAUAGAAGGAACACCUGAAAAAGGCCAUCUGAUCUACCUCUUAUGCAAAUGUGAAGAAGGAUUGCCUCGCCCUACCUACCACUGGUACAAAGUAGAUGAGAAUACCCUCAGGCCUGUGACUGAACAACUUAAUCCAAACACUGGCAUUCUUUACAUCAGCAAUCUCACCACCUUUGAAACUGGGUAUUACCGGUGCAUAGCCAGCAACAUCCUGGGGAACAGUACCUGUGAGCUUGACCUAACUGCAAAGCAUUCAGACAGUGGUAUUGUUGCUGGAGCAUUAAUUGGAGCAAUUCUGGCAGCUGCUAUAAUUUCUGUUAUCGUCUGGAUCUUAACCAAGAAGGCAAAGAAUAAGAAGUCAUCAAGUAACGAGAUGCAAGAAAUGGCCCAGAAACAGCCCAAUACAGAGUAUGUUCAGGUACCUAAUGAAGACAACAUGCCUGCGACCACAGUUCCAUCAAGCAAUGCGACAAAUGAAUACCCUAGCGUUGAUGAAACGACAGCCACUGGAACACCUGAAAAUGAUGAGAAGCAGGAAGUGGAAAAAGAAGAAAUAGCCUAGAGUUUUAAUACAGUUUCCCUUGUCAGCUUUGGACCCCUUUACACAAAAAUUGUUGUCAUUGUAGAAGCAUGACUAAAACUUAAAUGAGCAUUUGUAUUGUGAACCACUGGGCUGGGGAUUGAAAAGGGUCUGUUACACAUGCACUUUGUGAAUAGCUGAAGAUUUGGCCUUUAAAGUUAACUAAAUUUCAUUUAUUAUCUAGUUAUAAUUGUACCUAAAUAUAAGUAUAAAAAUACUAUCAUCCACAUUUAUCCAAUCUAUUUUGCAAAACAAAUUAGGAAAUGGGCUGAAACAUUUGACAAAGGGCUUUUUUGGUCAACUAUCAGUGAUGCUGCAUGUAUCCAUACAGUUCUGAAC
This is a messenger RNA of Tyto alba (common barn owl), 1385 nucleotides long. RefSeq names its product V-set and immunoglobulin domain containing 1 (gene VSIG1). The record is from RefSeq and is a predicted model, not a curated record. NCBI's taxonomy places the organism in Eukaryota, Metazoa, Chordata, Aves, Strigiformes, Tytonidae. Gene Ontology annotation, cellular component: plasma membrane. Bases 33 to 1028 code for a protein of 331 amino acids. Gene Ontology annotation, biological process: maintenance of gastrointestinal epithelium; epithelial cell morphogenesis. The transcript is spliced from 7 exons.